AUGAAGUCUCGUUUCACGACCUUGGAUGUAACUGCUGCUGUGAAUGACUUAAAAUUGCUAGAGGGUAUGCGAAUCGUAAAUGUUUACGAUAUCAAUCACAAAACUUAUAUCAUGAAGCUGUCCCGAGGAACUGAUAAGGCUCUGAUACUGUUCGAAUCGGGCAUUCGCAUCCAUCGUGUAUUUCAUGAGUAUCAGAAAGCUCCGUUUCCAUCCAGCUUCAGUCAGAAGUUGCGUAAGCAUUUGAACAACCGCAGGCUCUGGAAAGUUUCUCAGUUAGGUAUGGAUCGUAUAGUUGAUCUUCAAAUUGAUGACGGAGACCGUGCUGUCCAUGUAAUUGUGGAGUUGUACGACAGAGGUAAUAUUGUUCUGACUGAUUCCUCGUAUAUCAUCCUUAACAUACUUCGUCCGCGAACUGAUAAAGACAACGAUGUGCGACUCGUUGUCAGAGAAAGGUAUCCACUGCCCGCCUCUCGAUCAAUCCCUCCAUUGCCUUCUGUUGACGAAAUGGCGAAAGUCUUGAGGGAGUGCGACCCAAAAAUCACUCUGAAGCGUGCUGUGGCCCAGCCCGGACUCUAUAGUGGUGCUCUAAUUGAACAUGCGCUCCUUGCCGAAGGCUUGAAUCCCGAUUCCCAGGUUUCUCAACAAGGAGUCGAUUGUGCCGCACAUGUUGUCAGUGCGUUUGGCAUUGCGGCGAGAAUUACGGGAGAAAUUUCGAGCGGGUGUCUGUGUCAGGGUUAUAUCCCGUAUAUGCGUGACAAGCGUACCGAUGGGACAGAAAUAGUGAUAUUUCAGGAGUACCAUCCCUACCUCUUCGCACAACACGAGAAUGGCUUCUACGUCACACACGGAUCAUUCUCUGAAGCCGUAGAUGCAUUCUAUGCUGCUCAAGAAGCGCAGAGACAGCAGCAAAACGCCUUGAAAAUGGAAAAGGAGGCUAUGAAAAAGUUGGAAAAUGUGAGAAAGGAUCAGUAUCGUCGUAUCACAGAACUCGAAGAAAGUCGUGAGGAGAAGAUGAUCAUGGCCGAUUUGGUCAUAUUUAACCAGACUCUCGUAGAUUCCGCAAUCAGCAUAAUAUGUAACGCCCUGGCUCAAAAAGCCACAUGGGACGAGAUAGAACGAAUGCAUGCUCAGGCAGCAAAUAGCGGCGAUCCAGUCGCAAGAGCUAUUGUUAAACUAGAUCUCGCAAACAACAAGAUCGUAAUGCGCUUGAGUGAGGAUUUUGAUGGAAUGUCUGCGAAGGACGUCCCAAUCGACAUCGGUAUGACAGCGUUCAACAACUCAUGCAUGCUUUACCAAGGCAUGAAAGCAGCAUCUGAGAAGAUUGUACGUACCGAAGCAGCCGCUGACAAGGCUGUCAAAAAUGCAGAGGACAAAGCGAGUGACACUAUAAAACAGGUUCAUGUACGCGCCGAUACCGCAAAAAUCAGGAAGGAAAUGUGGUUCGAAAAAUUCAUUUGGUUCAUCUCAUCGGAAAAUUAUAUUGUGGUUGUAGGACGGGAUGCUCAGCAGAAUGAACUACUGGUGAAAAGAUACUUGCGACCUGGGGACAUCUACGUGCAUGCGGAUGCUCAUGGUGCGGCUUCUCUUGUUAUCAGGAACAAGGCGGGUGGUGGAGCGAUCCCUCCUAAAACCAUGACCGAAGCCGCACAAAUGGCCAUUUGUUGCUCAAGUUCGUGGAGCUCACAUGUUAUCUCGUCCGCGUGGUGGGUGUACGACCAUCAGGUCUCAAAAGUUGCUCCAUCUGGAGAGUACCUGUCUCAUGGUAGCUUUAUGAUCAGAGGGAAGAAGAACUUCAUGCCCGCUAGCCCAUUGGUCCUCGGUUUCGGCAUCCUGUUUCGACUUGAUGAAGCAAGCGUUAUUAAUCGCAAACAGAAUCUAGUGCAAGUUGACGACGGCUCUAACAACUCUUACGCCAACGUCGAAGAAAAGGUUGAAAUGGAAGAACUGCUAGUGGAACAGGAACCGGAGGAUGUCGAUAAAGCUGACGAAGAAUACCCGGAUAUUCAACUCGACGUCCCAACUGUUAAUUUCCGCAGCGAGGUAGCCGCUGCUGAGGACUACUCUGUCAUCGAAUUCAACACGAAGAGUCGUCCUAAAAAACAAGUUCCAGUUAAGGAAAAGGAAACCUUGGAAUAUCUGGAGAAAAAGAAGGAAGAGGAACGCAAGGCGAAUGCGAACAAGAAGGGUGGGAAGCGCCAGAAGCAUAAAAUGGAUAAAAUCCGAAAGAAGUACCGUGAUCAAGAUGAGGAUGAACGUGAAAUGCGCCUCGCUCUUCUCGGAAGUAGAGGCAACCCAGGAAAAACUGAGAGUCAAACAGCGGCUGGGAAGAAGCAAGAAGAUAUGAAGACAAAGAAGGGUGGGGCUGAUGACAGAAGAGUGAUGCAGGACAGCGCUCAGAUCCUCGCCGGAGAUGAUCGUGAAACAAAGGAAUGUAAUGAUCAUGCUCACCACAAGGAGGAAAAUGGUGAAGAAUUACGCGUACAGCAGCCUUCGAAGGGAGAUGAGCAGCUGAACAACGAGUUAGACCAGAUUGCAACGCUUCACAUAGAUGACCGUCAAGAUGCAAGGGAAUCUUCAGCAGUGGAGCAUGGUGACCACCUCAACAAAGAUGUCACGGGUGAAGAUGACGAUGGAAAAGAAGAGAUCCUCGCUUCGGAGGACAGCGAAGGUGUGAUCGCUCAGCUUACGAGUAACCCCAUUUCUGAGGAUGUACUCCUGUAUGCUGUUCCUAUGGUCGGGCCAUAUCAGGCAUUUAGUCAUUUCAAGUACAAAGUGAAGAUAACGCCAGGAACGGCCAGGAAGGGCAAAGCUGGUAAAGCCGCACUGGAUCUUUUCCUUCGUAUGAAGAAAGGUGAUCCGCGUGAACAAGCACUUAUUCGUGCGCUCGUAGGAGAUGAAAACGCUUGCCGCAACAUUCCCAAGGGGUGUCGCGUGUCAGCUCCUCAGCUGUACGCAAAAUGA
Molecule: messenger RNA, 2961 nt
Organism: Ostertagia ostertagi
Lineage: Eukaryota; Metazoa; Nematoda; Chromadorea; Rhabditida; Trichostrongylidae
Source: the annotation of a GenBank genome assembly